AUGGCCAGUCUCGUUGCGCGGCCGGCAUUCAUUCUGGUCCUUGGCCUGUCACUGACCUCGGGCUUUACGGACCUCAUCACACUGGUGCGCUUCAAGCAGUUCGCCGGCCUACAGACUGGCAACAUGAUGUUCAUUGGACAGAACUUGUAUCAGUUCACCUUGCCUCGCUAUUCGCAUCCGGAGCUGGUCAAGGAAAUCGCAUUCCACGUGGCGACGCUUGUGAGUCACUUUGCCGGUGUUUUCCUUUUCUGCGCCGUGGCCUACUGGACCACCUACCCGGUGCGUGCGGCUGCAUUGAUGGUCCCCGCGCUUACCAUUCUCGGGGCAGUGAUCGACAUCGGCACGCAGGGGAACGACUGGAGCGUCUGCUUGAUCGCUGCAUCCUUGGGUGCGAUGAACUUUAUUCCGUCGCCGAACUCCAACCUAUCUGGGAAGCUCUUCAUCAUGACUACACUUACCACUGGCAACCUCCAAAAAUGCGCAAAGAUGUUCUUCAAGUUCGUGUCCUGCCAAAAGUUCACUGACCAGGAGAGGGAGCAGACGUGCCUGAACCUUGGUACACUGCCAGCUGAUGGGGUGCAGGAUCUAGGCAAUGCUGCUACGACCGUGCUCGCCACGAUCAUCGGGGCGAUGCUGGCAGCCCUGCUCCUCGCAGGGAACCCAUUCGGCCCCGAGGCGUACUCCCAAUCCUGGUUCUUGCUGCCGGUGGCUGUGGUGCAGUUCUCACUGCUUUGGUUUCACGACCGUACCUUCCGACCGCGGUCGACGCCAGAUUCAGAACCGGACUUCCAGCAGGAC
Messenger RNA from Symbiodinium sp. CCMP2456, 798 nucleotides. Lineage: Eukaryota; Dinophyceae; Suessiales; Symbiodiniaceae. The record is from the annotation of a GenBank genome assembly.